AUGGUCGAUGUCCCCUCCGUCCUGAUCGGCAUCCCCUUCCUGGCCGAUGCCAAGCCGCACCACCGGCGCCGUAUCCUCAAGCAGGCACUGAACCAGCUGCCCGAGGAGACCAGGAACCGGGUCUAUACGCUCGGUCGAGGCUCGUCGCCGUACGAGGUGGACGCCAUUAUGGGCCCCAACACGAACACCGUCGUGAUAGCGGACGACGAAGUGCAUGUGGGCCUGUUCACAGAGGUAGCGAGAAUCAACCAUGCCUGCAGACCAAACGCAUACUACCGCUUUUCUGAGCGGCGCUUGACCAUGGAAGUGGUCGCUUUCCGUGCCAUUGAUGCGGGGGAAGAGAUUCUCAUGAGCUAUGUGCCCCUGGAGACGCCGGCGGAAGAGCGCCGGAGGUACCUGAGGAACCACUGGGGUUUCGAGUGUUCCUGCUCGCUCUGCCGCGCUUCCCAGCUGGACCUCGACAACUCCGAGGUCUGGAGGAGCAAGGUCAAGAGCCUGAAGGAGACGAUCCUGAACGCGAGGAGCGAGGGCUUCUACCAGAACGCCAUCACCAUGACCGAGGAGUGGCUCAUGGUCUCCGAGUGGGACAUGACCCCGCCCCUGAUGGCCGAGUACCACGACACGCUCGCGGACCUGUACUUUCUGAAGGGGGACAUGGUCAACGCCACGAGAUACGCUCGCAUGGCCGUGGAUGGCUGGGCGCGGCUGGGCAGCGUGGAUGACGAGCAACUCGAGAGGUCCAGGCUGUUUCUCCGCCGCAUAAUAGAUAUUAAUUAG
This is a messenger RNA of Thermothelomyces thermophilus ATCC 42464, 777 nucleotides long. RefSeq lists its product as uncharacterized. The transcript has 4 exons. The record is from RefSeq and is a predicted model, not a curated record. NCBI's taxonomy places the organism in Eukaryota, Fungi, Ascomycota, Sordariomycetes, Sordariales, Chaetomiaceae. Gene Ontology annotation, molecular function: protein binding. Bases 1 to 777 code for a protein of 258 amino acids.